This is a messenger RNA of Microstroma glucosiphilum, 225 nucleotides long. RefSeq lists its product as hypothetical. Bases 1 to 225 code for a protein of 74 amino acids. Lineage: Eukaryota; Fungi; Basidiomycota; Exobasidiomycetes; Microstromatales; Microstromataceae. The record is from RefSeq and is a predicted model, not a curated record. The transcript has 2 exons.
AUGGUGCGCGGACACGCCAAGGCCGAAGCCAAGGAAGCUGCUGCGAAGCGAGCUGCAGGUGGAAAGGGUUCUGGUAAGAGUCAAUUGGGAGAGGCGAGGGAGACGGCCUUGAGGCAAUUCAAGUGCCAGAAGUGCAUGAUUGGGAUACCUUCUUACAAGUCAUUGAUCCUGCAUUGGGAGAGCAAACAUCCUAAAGAUCCUAUUCCUCCCGAGUCCUCCUUCUAA